Haliotis rubra (blacklip abalone) is the source of this 2343-nucleotide messenger RNA. RefSeq names its product protein maelstrom homolog. Lineage: Eukaryota; Metazoa; Mollusca; Gastropoda; Lepetellida; Haliotidae. The transcript is spliced from 15 exons. Gene Ontology annotation, biological process: piRNA processing; regulation of miRNA-mediated gene silencing; spermatogenesis. Bases 92 to 1933 code for a protein of 613 amino acids. Gene Ontology annotation, molecular function: sequence-specific DNA binding. Gene Ontology annotation, cellular component: nucleus; P granule. The record is from RefSeq and is a predicted model, not a curated record.
AAACCAGGAAAAGCAGUGUGUUUCUUUACUGGAAGCUAAAUGUGUCACACAACUUUGAAAGUUUAAUCAAAACGAAAACAUACACUGCAAAAUGCCGAAGAAGAAGCAGGCCUACAACGCUUUCUAUUUCUUCAUGAAAGAAAUGGAGCCACAAUUACGGCGGGAGGGUCGAAUUACGAACGGAAUGGCCGACGUAGUUCCACUGGCUCAUCCACGCUGGCAAGUUCUCCCCAAGGAGGAGAAAGAGAGAUAUGAACAGAUGGCCAAGCAGUACAAGGCCAAGAUGAGAGGAACGGUCGGGGACCAGUACAGAAUGGACAAUGUGGGCAACAUCAUUGCACAUCGGAAGGACCCGAAGUUGGAGGAGAGCAAGAGAAUAAAGAAGGGAAGAGAUGAGGUGGUCGCCUCUUGGAAGACUAAGGAUGUCAUGGAGGAGUACUUCUACUUUAUCAACUUCCAGGUACUUUGUCGGACAGAAGAUGGGGAUUAUCUCCCCUGUGAGAUUGCUGUCAUCGAGUACAAUCUCCAGAAGGGGAUCACAAAGAAGUUACAUCGGUUUAUUGAACCUGGGCGGAUACCGACAGGCUACCGAUACACCUGUAUGACAAACAGUGACGAAACCCAUCAGAUACCUGUGGAGAAUUUUGAAUUGUCGGAUGAAAACUACCGAGGUCUGUGGAUACAACUUGAGAACUUCAUCAACCCAAGUGGUGAAAAACCAGACUACCCACCUGUGUACUGUCUGACUGACUCGUACGAGAAGACAGCGUACUGCCUCGAGUGGAUCUGUAACCACACAUGUUUGGGAACAGUGAACCGCCUCCGUCGCGUCUAUGACCUUGGGGGCCUGGUGGGUGACCUGUACAGCCAGGCUGGGAAACAGAGCAUCUCCAUGACCUCCAUCUCCGACAUGCUGACCUCCAGCAGCUGGGACUAUGUGUCAGGCACAAGAUGUGACUGGCAUGAAGAGAAGGAGUGUAACUUCUGUGCCCUGGCUACCGUGCAGAGAUAUGCCUAUGCCAUCUCAGACGCCAUGUCCCAGAUCUACAACUUCAAGCUGACAGAAAAACACCUUCCCUGCAGCUCCAACAAGCCAUCUAACUACAUCAUCAUACCUCCCUCAGCCAUGUCCAUCCAGUCACGCCCGGCACGGGCCACCUCCCGGGGCAGGGGCUGGACCCCAGGGGCCAGGCAGGGGGUAGGCAGGGGCGUCACGACAGACUACAGUCAGCAGCAGCGACAACUGGAGGAGGAAGAUGAAGAAGAGGAAGCAGAGCUCGAAGACUACAAGACCAGAGUGAGACGGCCCAAGAUGCCAGCUGCCUCAGGGUGGGGCCCUGUCCCCGGGGUCAACUCUACCCCCAACCUUGACUCCCAGGAUGCUUCACAGUGGCCCAGUCUCGGAGGGGGUCCAGGGUCUCAGAAGUUUGCAGGAAGAGUGCAGCCUCCUGAUGCUAGCAGUGCCCCACCACCACCCCUAGCUUGGCAGGCCCCAGGGGUGGGGCUAGGCAGGGGGGCGGGGCAGGGGUGUUCCAUCAGCUGCGGGAGACAUGAAGGAUAUUGCCGCCAACCUUUUCACACAGCCAGGCUACCAGCCACAGGCUGUAGGAAGAGGCAUGCAACCAGUGCGUCUGACAAGUCAGCAGAGGUGCAGCCACCCAGAAUGGCUCUACCUCCAUCAACAGGACUAAUGGGUCAAGGUCGUGGCAUAAGAGUGCCAGGCCAGGGUGUUACCCAGCCUCCUGUUGGCAGAGGCUAUGCUCCCCCAGUCGGCAGAGGCUAUGCCCCGGUUGGCAGAGGCUAUGCUCCCCCAGUCGGCAGAGGCUAUGCUCCGGUUGGCAGAGGCUAUGCUCCCCCAGUUGAUGGAGCCAAUACUCCGCCAGGUAUGAUACAGCAACAGAUGCAGGCCAUGACACUCAACCAGGAGCAGUAACUCAGCAGGCAGCUGUUUGACUACCAGAUAUCAGGAGAGACCUCUCAGUGUUGCCACCUCAGCCCGUGCAAUGAGACAGGACAUGUUCUGACCUCAGCCCGUGCUAUGUGACAGGACGUGUUCUGAUCUCAGACCCUUGAUGGGAGGACGAGGUGUUCCGACCACAGACCGGAGGAGGGAGGGUCAGGAUACUGGGAUCGAGGAUGCGAAUUGUGAAGAUGUUAAAAAAACCAUAGGAAUCCUUAACCUCCGAAAUGCUGGAGGGAGGGAGAUUCGGGGGCAAAUUUUGUUAUGCAAUUAAACAAAUAGUUCUCCUUAUAUUUUACCUAAAAUAAUUGGAGGGCAAAUGUAUGUUGUGUUGUCAUUUGUUCCCAUUUCAAAGAUAAAAGCAAAUUGUGUUACUUCAAGCA